Messenger RNA from Cannabis sativa, 3867 nucleotides. RefSeq lists its product as uncharacterized. The transcript is spliced from 3 exons. The record is from RefSeq and is a predicted model, not a curated record. Lineage: Eukaryota; Viridiplantae; Streptophyta; Magnoliopsida; Rosales; Cannabaceae. Gene Ontology annotation, molecular function: nucleic acid binding; RNA-DNA hybrid ribonuclease activity. Bases 1 to 3867 code for a protein of 1288 amino acids.
AUGAGUAUUCUUAGUUGGAAUUGCCGUGGGCUUGGGAACCCACGGGCUUUACAAUUCCUAAAGGAUAUUGUGAUCCAAAAGAGGCCCAAAUUCAUUUUUCUAUGUGAAACUUUAAGUAAAAAGGAUGUUCUGGAAAGGCUUCGUGUAAGACUUGGGUUUGAAGGUCUACUUGCUGUUGAUGUUGUGGGUAGAAGUGGGGGAAUUGCUCUUCUUUGGAAAAUUGAGGAGGACGUUCAGGUGCUUGGUUUUUCCAACUCAUAUAUUGAUGUUAGUAUUCACAAUGAUAAUAAUUUGGUGUGGAGAUUAACAGGGUGCUAUGGUGAACCCAACAGAAACUUUAGAUACAAAACUUGGGAUUUAUUGAGGACUUUAUCUACUAGACAUACGCUGUCGUGGUGUAUAGUAGGUGAUUUGAAUAAUGUGUGCUGUAUUGAAGAUAAAAGAGGUGGUAAUCCAUAUCCUACUUGGUUAAUUGAUGGAUUCAAUCAAGCUUUAUUUGACUGCAAUUUGAGGGAUUUGGAGCUUACUGGCUACCCCUUUACGUGGGAAAAAGGAAGAGGAGCGGACAAUUGGAUCGAGGUCCGAUUGGAUAGAGCGCUGGCUUCUCAACAUUGGUUAGACCAUUAUAAUUCAGCAAAAUUAUUCAAUAUCGAUGUUACUAGUUCUGAUCAUACUCCUUUACUUCUAGUCCCCUGCUCGUAUGAUACAGCUGCCCCUAAAAGAAGGUUUCGUUUUGAAAAUUGCUGGCUCCGUGAACCAAUGUGUGCCCAAGUCAUAAAAGAUAGCUGGUCCAGUUGUCCUUCUGAUGCCAUUACUGAAAAAAUAGCACACUGCAGCAACAUUUUACAAACUUGGGGAGAUAGCUACUCGGGUAACUUCAAGGACAGAAUUAAACAUCUCAAACAAGAGGUUCAAUACUGGAAGAAAGGAAGGGAUGCUUUAUCUGUCAAUAAACACAAAGAAGCUGAACAAAAUUUAACUAACUCUAUCUCUAAGCUUCAAAAUUCAGCUGGUUAUUGGGUGGAUUGGCAAAGUGGUUUGGCUGACGCAAUUAAAGAUUAUUUUACUGAUCUAUUCAACUCCUCACCACACACAGCUGAUGCUAUUACUGACAGCAUUCCCACAACAAUUUCGACUGCCCAAAAUAUGUUUUUGCUUGCACCUGUUACCGAAGAGGAAGUGAGUAAAGCUGUGAAACAAAUGCACCCCGAUAAAUCACCUGGUCCAGACGGCAUGACACCAGGUUUUUAUCAGCGUAAUUGGAAUGUUGUAGGCACGGAUGUCAUAAAACUAGUGAGAAACUUCUUCCUUUCUGGUUUGUUACCCGCUGGUUUAAAUCACACAAACAUGGUUUUAAUUCCUAAGAAAAAGAAUCCUAUGACCAUGGGUGACCUUAGACCAAUCUCUUUAUGCAAUGUCUUAUACAAAAUAAUCUCUAAAGUGGUGGCUAAUCGGCUCAAAGAGGUACUACCGCAGCUUAUUUCUGAGUAUCAAAGCGCCUUCAUACCGGGACAUUUGAUUUCAGACAAUAUCAUGAUUUCAUAUGAGGUUAUGCAUUACUUGAAGAGGAAAAGACAUGGAAAGGAAGGUUUUAUGGCUUUGAAGCUUGAUUUUAGUAAAGCUUACGAUCGUGUCGAAUGGUCCUUUAUUGAAGCUAUGAUGAAGAAGAUGGGAUUUCAUGAUCAUUUUGUGCAACUGAUUCUCCAGUGUGUUUCCACCGUUCAAUACACAAUUCUUAAUAGUGGAAAAGAAGUCGGCCCUAUCACUCCCCACAGAGGUAUUCGCCAAGGUGACCCAUUAUCUUCAUACUUAUUUCUAAUCUGUGCCGAAGGAUUUUCCUCUAUCAUUAAACGGUUUGAAUCAUCUAGACUUUUAAGAGGAUGUAGAGUGGCUAAUGGAGCUCCAGUCAUUUCCCACAUGCUCUUCGCCGAUGAUAGCUAUGUCUAUUGUAGAGCAAACGACAGAGAAGUCUCUAAUGUUCUCAACAUGCUUCAAACUUUUCAACUUGCCUCUGGCCAAGAAGUGAAUUUUGCUAAAUCUUCUGUUUUUUUUAGUUCUAAUACUACAAGGACUACUAGAGAUAGAGUUUGCCAACAGUUGAAUAUUGCUGAAGCUGAUGAAGACAGCUUUUACCUAGGACUGCCAUGUUUGGAAGGUCGAAAUAAAAAUGCCAUUUUGGGUUUCUUGAAGGACAAAAUGCAAAAACGUGUUCAACAAUGGGAGAGUCGAUUCUUAUCAAAGGGAGGCAAGGAAGUCCUCUUAAAGACAGUUGCACAAGCUCUCCCAAGCUACGCAAUGUCUGUCUUCUUGCUACCUAUUGAGACUUGUAAGUCCAUGGAGAGUAUCAUGAGCAAAUUCUGGUGGAAGUCUUCAUCACAGAGUCAAGGAGUAACUUGGGCAAGCUGGAAUAGGCUCAGUAAACACAAAAAUGAAGGAGGGUUGGGUUUUAGAGACUUAAGAGACUACAAUUUAGCUAUGCUUGGUAAGCAAGCUUGGAGAUUGAUAACCAAUGAUGCUUCUAUAGUUUCAAAAGUCUAUAAAGCAAGAUAUUACCCCCAUGCUUCUUUUUUCUCUGCCUCUCUUGGAAAUAACCCCAGUUUUAUUUGGAAAAGCCUCUUUGAAACCAAGUCUCUUAUUGAAGCAGGUGCUGUCAUCCAUAUUGGAAAUGGGCUAAAAACAAGUAUCACUUCAGAUCCUUGGCUUCUGGAUUUACAUAACCACAGAGUCAUUUCAACACAUCCUGCUAUUAUCAAUCAGAAAGUAGCAAGUCUAAUGUGUAUUGAUGAGCCUAAAUGGGAUCCUGAAAUCCUGGACGACUUAUUUGAAGAAAGGGAUAAAGCUCUCAUUCUUGGAAUCCCUCUGAGUCAUGUUGAAAGGGAUGAUUGUUGGAGUUGGAUGCUUGAAAGAACUGGUAUCUAUUCAGUAAAAAGUGCAUACAGAUUUCUUCAACAGUCCAAAAACACUACCCAAAGUGAUUCUGACUUCUGGAAAGUGUAUUGGAAAAUUCAGAUUCCUCCUAAGGUCCUUCACUUCAGCUGGAAGGCUAUAACUGGAUGUCUCCCUACAAAAAUCCAGCUUCAAACAAAGCAUGUACCAGUCGAUAGUACCUGCCCUUUAUGCAACAAUGCUGCUGAAACCAUCAUACAUGUGCUAGUUUAUUGUCCCUUUGCAAUCUCCUGCUGGAACAGAUCGAGCAUCAGCUCUUGCACCAGCAACUUUGCUGAUUUUGGGACCUGGUUUGAAGAAAAAAAAGCACGGCAUAAUGACAACAUUCAGAAGGAGAUAUUGAUGAUAGCUUGGGCUAUUUGGAAUGCAAGAAACAAACUUCUUUGGAAUCGAAAAACUAUGAUAGCUGCUGAAGAUGCUGAGGUUGAGCAUUGGAUUUCACCGGCGCACGAUACGAUUAAGGUCAAUAAUGUAGACGGAGCAAUUUUUGAAGCUUCAAAUGCCUUCGGGUUUGGUUUUAUUGCUAGGAGCUGCGAUGGUAAGUUGAUAGAAGGUGUUUCAACUUAUAAAAUUGGUCGCGUAGCUCCUGAGAUUGCUGAAGUAACUGGCAUUAAAGAAGCCCUCAGUUGGAUAAAGGAUAAAGGAUGGCAAAAAGUCUCCCUUGAAACCGAUUGUCUAGUAGCUGUUCAAGCUUUACACAGUUCGGCUUCUCUUCCUUCAGCUUUUGGCUUGCUCAUUCUUGAUUGCCAGCAACUAUUGGCUAAGUUGCAUAAUGUUAAGAUUUAUUUUGUCAAACGUUCUGCUAACAGGGCCACGCAUUUUCUUGCACGAAGCUCUUGUUUUUCGUCAGUUCGUGUUUUUUAUGACUACAACUCACCUUCUGAGUUAGUAGAGAUUGUUAAGAACAAUUAUCCUUAUUAA